Molecule: messenger RNA, 6471 nt
Organism: Esox lucius (northern pike)
Lineage: Eukaryota; Metazoa; Chordata; Actinopteri; Esociformes; Esocidae
Gene: st3gal8
Product: ST3 beta-galactoside alpha-2,3-sialyltransferase 8
Exons: 7
Coding region: 1031-2077 (348 amino acids)
Molecular function (GO): beta-galactoside (CMP) alpha-2,3-sialyltransferase activity
Source: RefSeq, a predicted model, not a curated record
AUAGGUCGUUCGGAGCGAAAAGGCAGUUUUGAUAUUCACAGGGACGUGCUUGAUACUCUUCAACUCGGAUACAUGUUUUUUCCGAGUUUCUUUUUGCUAGUUCCAACAAAUAAUUCAAGUGGAUUGUCCAACUGGAAGCUAGGAGCCUCCGAUAACUCCAAUAACACGUGAACACGGUUAAGUAAUAACACCGUCCAAUCAGGACUAGUACUUUAUUACGUUUUUGUAAGACUAUUGGAAAAGUUAUUAAAAUAAUUCCAACACAUUCUACUGGCGAAAAAUGAGUAUGUUGCGUUAUUUAAUUAGGUAACAUUUAUAAAGUCCGAAUAGUUGUUUCUCAAACGCGCAUGGUCAUACAAGUAAUUGUACGCUGGGCAAGAACACGGUCCUCCUGUAGCCUAAAUCCUGAUCAUCCAUUAGUCUACCAAAAACAGUUACUCACGUCGUCCCGCAAGAUCAGCAGGAAGCUGUGCAGCGCAUGCAGACCCGAGAGCUCUGGAAAGACACACGAGGAGUUUGAACAAAUGAGAGGCCUUCUUCGGGCUGUGCAAAAAGUUUCAACACCGAAGGCUAUAUUUUUCUUUCCUCUUUCAUUUCCUUGGCGAUUAUCUUAAGCCGAGCAGGACAGUCUUCCUCAUAGGUGGCGGACAGAAGUAUUUGGUUGAGUCUCACUCACUCCCUGUGACAGACCAGCACUGAAAAAUAGGACACAGAUCGGGCCAAACUCAAACUCAGGUAUCAACCAACUAUUCUGCACAUUUUGUGUUAUGUGUAUAUGAAGAAAUAAUUUUAAGAAGAGCUUUCCCUCUGGCUGGAACGGUUGGGAGUAGUUAUUUGCUAAAUUUGACUGGUACUUAAUCGCUUGACUUACUGCGGAUAAAUAGCCAACAGGCAGUGGAGUUAAAACAUCAGCCCUGGACUGCUUAAGCUGUGUUCCACCACUGAAACCUGUGGUGCCUACACCUAUUGUGCUUUCACUGGACUACCUUUUUCUCAGGUAACUGACCACUUCUACCCAAACCAUCCAGUCAUGCUCUUCAAGAGGAAGGUGUGCCUGUUUGCUCUGUUUUGUGGGAUUAUUUUUGUUAUGAUCGCCAGCCACACCAUUCAGAAGAACAACAUCCUGUCUAUGACUUUGGCAGAGACCCAUGUCACCUCCAGAGGUGUGCUCAGUCCUGAAGUCAACCGAACACCGGCACCAUUGAGUAUCACUUCGUCCAGUCCCAACAGGAUAUGUGGGUGCCCAUCUUGCAAGGAGGUGUCUCAGUGGUUUAAUAAGCACUAUGAUCCAAAGCAGCAGCCCUUUCUUACAGACAAAGUCAGCAGUAUGGAUCCCCUCGCCCUGAAAUGGUGGCUGGCUUUGCAGCGCUCCGCAGGUGAACAGACGGUAUACGAUGUGAUCCAGAAGAUGUUCCAGGUCAUCACUCCCCCUUCCAUGAAUGUGAAAUCCAAAUCUACUCAGUGCUUGAAGUGUGCAGUGGUGGGGAACUCGGGAAAUCUGUUGGAUUGUCAGUGUGGCUCUUUGAUUGACACCCACAACAAUAUCAUAAGGAUGAAUAAAGCCACCACAAUGGGGUUCGAGGCAGAUGUGGGCAACAGAACAACACACCACUUUAUGUACCCGGAGAGUGCAGUAGACAUUGCCCAUGGGGUGCACCUUGUCCUGCUGCCCUUCAAACUCCGCGAUCUAGAGUGGGUGGCCAGUGCCCUGUCGACAGGAGAAAUUAAAAGGACAUACAUGAGGGUGAAAGAUAGAGUACGUGCUGAUAAGGACAAGGUAAUAGUGGUGAAUCCAGCCUUCUUUAAGUACACCCAUGACCAGUGGACGGAGCACCAUGGCAGAUACCCAUCCACGGGCAUGCUGGCCAUUGUAUUUGCCCUGCACAUUUGCGAUGAGGUUUCUGUAUUUGGCUAUGGUGCUGACCAACAAGGGAGCUGGCACCACUACUGGGAAGACAACAAGUAUGGUGGCGCAUUUCGAAGAACUGGGGUGCACAAUGCCGAUUUUGAGAUGGAAGUUAUCCAAAGAAUGGCCACAGAAGGAAUUAUUAAGCUGCACAGGAGAUGCACAGGAUGAAGUAAUUAUAGUGUUGGGCAGGGCUAUUUAACUUCUGUCCUGUCCUGGAGGGAUGAAGGACUUAUUUUUUAUGGUUCUACCUGAUAGUUUAAAUUUCACUCACUUAUAGGAGCUUUUCCACUGCAUGGUACCAGCUCAACUCUACUCGACUCACGUCUACUUGCUUUGGGAGUUUUUGCACUGCAUGGUACCAGCUCGACUCGGCUCAACAUGCUUCACCUUUUUUGCUUUUCCACUGGCCAAAAGUAAAUUUUUUAGUACCUGCUCUGUCGAGGUUUCCAAGCGAGCUGAGGCGAUACCAAAAGGUGACGUGAAAACACAGAAGACUUCUGAUUAGACAAGAGUGACUCAAAGCAUGCAACAAAGCAAAACCAUCUGUUCUGCUGUUAGCCGUCCAGUGUCAGAGAAUGGUUUUAUGAGACGAGAAUGGCGCGUCUUUGCAGGUCUUACCCAGUAGUCUUUGCGUUGAAAUGGGUUUCAGUGCUAGUGCAUAGGACCAGACUCCUAAUUUAUAAAUUCAUAUUUCCCCAAAACUCCUCUCGGAUUGAACCUAUGCACAGGUGUUGAAAUCAACUCGUUAUCCCCAUGAGAGAGACACCAUUUUUGUAACCUACAAAAUGAUCUUGUCUAUUUCCUCCUUUGGGUUUUUCUAUAGGCUAACUGGCAUACAUUGCACUGGUCAAAGUAGUAUUGUCAAGCCAAACAGAAGCAGCCUACCAAGUUUUCUAACCAUUCUUGCAGUCUGCAAUGUAUUAAGACCAAAGUUACUGCUCACGCGUGCUUCCUCGCCACUACCGGUAUAAACGCUGCCUUGUUUACAGUAGGAUACUCUUGACUCAGUCGCCAUGGUAUUAUAGCCAGCAAUUAAUAAGGCAAUUGUUUAUACCUUUUAAUCGAGGUGGAGGGAUUAUACACUUAAAUCUAACAGAACAUUCCAGUUGUCAUCUUUUAUACUGCAGGGCAAUAAUUCUAUUCAAAUACUUUUGGCUGUUUUUCAAACAGGGUCUGUGACCAUGUUAUCCAGAUUUAGUUUACUUUUGAUUUGCCACUUUACAUUCAAAGCUUGUCAAUUUAAAAGAAAACUGAUGGAGUUCAUUCAAUUGAUUGGAGUUUUCUGUUCACUGCCGGUUUAAAUAGUUGUACGAUAUCCUUCAUUGUUGUUCCCUUGUGUGUCGUGUUGGAGAUUUUCCUGUGAUGUCACUAUGGGCGGGUACCAGGUACUAUCUGCAGUGGAAAACAAACUGAGGCAAGUAGAGCCAAGUCAAUCUGGUACAAAGUGGUGGAAAAGGGAGUAGAGUCGAGGCAAGGUGAGUAGAGUUGAGCCAGUACCAUGCAGUGGAAAAGCGCCACUAAUUUCCCAGGUCUGAAUCAGUCCCUGAAUCAAAGGGCAGGAUGACAACAAGAAAUGUUUCGGCCCUCAGGGACCAGAGUUGAAUAGCCUUGGUGUAGGGUGAUGUGGUCAGAGACAGUAAAAGACAUGAAACCUGUGAUAAAGCCUACUGUCUGUAAGCAAUAUGUAGAACCAAAACCACAAAUGAGAACCUACAGACAAAAACAAGAACUUUAAUCAUGUACUUUGAGAAUACACGUUGACAGCAUAUCAAAUGGCAGAAAGGUUCUGUAAACCACCUUAAAGCUGCACAUUUUAGACGGAUCAUGAAAACAAACAAGGAAAGCAUGUGGAUCGUCUUAGCCUAAGACAGCUUAUUUAUUUCCUUCUCUGUUUUGUCAAUGACGUCAAGCUGCACUGAAAUAGCCUUAUACUGAAGGGUCCUUCAGGAAUCUUAGACCAAAAUAGCUUUAUACUGAAGGGUCCUUCAAGAACCUGAUAGCCUUAGAUUGAAUGGAUAAACCUUUGAUUUCUGAUUAUUUUAGCCAGUUAUAUUGCCUACUAUUAUUUUGCCCUGAAUUGUAUCUAAUAACAUGUUUUAAACUAUGAAAGCAUCACUCACUUUCAACCUAAUUGAAAUACAUGUUUUACAUAAGUGUGAACAAUAUGUGGUAUACAGUUAAAGUUACAGAAUAGCACAUUUCCAAUAACACUUCGGUGAGCUGCCUUUUGAGUCAAUUUAUUGGCAAGUUUUAACAAUCUGUAAGAACCUUUGUCAAGUGCCAGUCCCACUGAUACAUAAGAGUUUGUGUUGAAUUAAUAAAUAAAGCCAGAAAUAAUCAUCAAUGAGUUUAUGCAACUUUAAAAUCAUCAUAGGUACCACAGAAAAGUAUCCGACCUAUUGUAUAGCAGCCUUUCUCAAACCCAGGUCCGUGAACCAGCACGGUCAGUUGGGAUUUCAAACUGGUCCAAGCUUAUGAAAAACUAUAAUGUUUUUAGACUAUGAUAGUUUUAUUUAGAUAAACAAGGCUUGUUGCAAGGUUUGCUUCAUGAAGUUGUAAUCAUACUCCCCAAAAAACAUUGCAUAUUAGUCUGUCUUACCUGUCAGUAAAUAUUUUCAACAUAAGCUGUACAAAUUGCACUUGCUGGCAGUAGAAUAAUUUGUCAAAACUCCUGUUAGCUUGCAAGGUGUAACAAUCACUGUGAUCUGCUGCAUUGGAACAUAUUCAACAUCAUGUGUGCUGCCCAGUUUAUUCUCAAUCCUAUUCCCAUGCAUGUAACAUUAAGUUAAACUGUCUGCCUCAGCUACAUUGUUGGUAUGCUACUUCCCAAAUUCUUUCCAAAUUCAGUCUGUUUAGUCCAAGAAACACUCUGGCUAUGUGGAACACUGCUUCAUUUGAAUGUUUGUUCAAUAACACAAUUUGACAUAUUAAAUACGCUUUUCAUUUGAUAUGUCAAAUAACAAAAACAUAUUAUAAAAUGUGUGUCAUUAUAGAUGAGAUAGAUUGCAUCAACCUUUUUAAUUGUUUGGUCUGAAUUGGCCUAAAGUCACCAACUAAAAAGAUGUCCCACCUUUUGCUGGAAAUCAAUCUUGCAACCAUUGGACUGAAAGACGGUUGCGGAAAUGCCAUCCACCCUCCCCAACCAGAAUACCCUGGGAAAGACUGUCAAUCAUAGGCCUAAAAUGUUGUCUAAUGUAGUGUUUCUGAUACCCCAGAGUCUUAAAAGUAAAAAUGCUUGAUAGGCCAUUUUAAAACAGUUCAAUAGCCAAACUAUUAGAUUAGUAAAUAUAAUGAGGUGAGCCCAGAACAAUGCGUAUUUGAAAUGUGAAAGUUACAGUAAUUAGCACAAAAGAAUGGCUGCUAAAGAAAAAAAGGGAAAUUGGUUCUCAAUGGAAAACUUACAAAGAAAAUUCAGAAACCAUCAUUAUUUUAUAAGUAUGACAAAUAACUAACCAAUUUCCAGCUGAAAUACCAGGACUGAAACAACUUACAAGCAUAAUAUCUCAAACUGAUAUCACAUAAAUAGCAUUUCCAUUAGAACUUACCCUCACACCAGGAAGUUAUUAAUAUUUAAUGUUAUUGCAAGCAAAAGUGUUUAAACUUGGGGUGUGACAAUUAGAGGGGUGGCAGGGUCAAUAAUGUUAAAAUCAAAACAUUUCUCUUGUUGCUUAAGCACAUUGAUAUGUGAAUACAUUGCUGAAAGUCCUAGUGGCCUGUGCUUGGCCCGACAUUAAAGCAGCUUUGCGCAUGCUGGCAUAUAUGUUGUGGAAACAGAAAAGUCUGAGCCUUAAUUAAAUACAGGGAUACAUCUCUAAUGGAAAUACAUAAUUACAAAUGAGAAAAAAUUCACAUUCACAUCUGUACCACUGAAUAAUUCAACAGUUAGGUAGAAUUAUAUUUCACCCUUAGAUCAUGGUUGUGACCCCCAAAUAAAGAUCAAAUACCCAUACGCACACCAAAAUACAGAAAACGUAUAUUAUAGAACUUUCAUUGUAAUUUCACAAUAAACCAUGUGUAGGUUAGGUCUUGAUUACAUCAGUGUUGUAGACCUGUCUAUAUUUGAAUACAAUGAGACUUUGUUGCAAUAAAAGCUUUUAAAUUGAAAAUUCUUUAAAUAUGAAUCACUAUAGUGCUAAACUUCAGCUAUAGAUUUAAUCUGGGCUCAAGUGUUAGAAUCUUCCUGAACAUUUCCUGUCCCAAAUGUAUGUGUGAGUGAGAAGUUGUGUUGUUGAGUACAUAUUGUAUGUUUGUGUAUGUGUAUGAUAUUAAUUAUGAUCAACCUGUGGUAUCUUUUAAAAUGAGAGCAUGGUGACCAAACACCACAAUGCCUCCUUUUAGAAACAAGAGUGUAAACAAAUCACAUGCUGGGAUCAUUCAACGCUAAGAGAUUUAUCUGUAGGAUUGUUUGCUUGAGUGUGAAUUUACACACAGCCAUGACCAUGCGUACACCCAGCGCCAAGUGGUGGAAUAAGGGAACUGCUUGUGAAAUGUAGUGUAAUUAAUGCUGAAAAUACAUAUUUAAAUGUGUGAAAUUGUCAUUAAUAAUUACAUACUUAUUUGAU